AGAUGACUGUUUUCGGCUUAAGAGGUCAUGAAUCCCGUUGUUUCAACAACUUCCAGAAGUUGAUGGAAUGUCGCUCCAACAUUGACUACAAGGGCCCAUCGCACUGUUUGCCGCAAGAGGCCGAGUACGACGAGUGUCUUCACCGCCGUCACGAAAAGAGAAAGAAUCGCAGAGUGCGUCAGCAGGUUAGAAAGAUGGACGGUGCUGGUGAAGUCCACACCGUUGCUAGACAGGUCGGUUUAGGCUUAGUUGACAAGGACUAUACCUAUGAAGACUUUAAGAAGGACGGCGGGAAGUGGCCAAUGUGGCUUACUUCCACCGGUGUCAAGGAGCCAAAGCCAGUUGGCAAGGAGGCGCCAUGGUGGCAGUACACCCUUGGCUUGAAGAAGGCCACCAAGCCAGAAGACAAAUAGUCCACACCCCGAAGCUUACUUCACCCCCACA
Molecule: messenger RNA, 444 nt
Organism: Babjeviella inositovora NRRL Y-12698
Lineage: Eukaryota; Fungi; Ascomycota; Pichiomycetes; Serinales
Exons: 1
Source: RefSeq, a predicted model, not a curated record